Myxocyprinus asiaticus (Chinese sucker) is the source of this 2788-nucleotide messenger RNA. Its product is annotated as protein mono-ADP-ribosyltransferase PARP12-like. The transcript is spliced from 10 exons. Bases 173 to 1279 code for a protein of 368 amino acids. The record is from RefSeq and is a predicted model, not a curated record. Lineage: Eukaryota; Metazoa; Chordata; Actinopteri; Cypriniformes; Catostomidae. Gene Ontology annotation, molecular function: zinc ion binding.
UGUCUAGGUAUUAAAGGCCAAUCUCAAUUUUUAAGUGAAAUAAUGGUAUAUUAUUAACCGAAGUCUUCAACAACAUAGAUGAAGCGACUUACGCAAGCAGACGUAUUGUUGUGGGCAUGUUUAUUUCUGAGCAAAUGAAACUGAAAGCAUAAAGGGAAUCUUAUUUAUUAACAUGGCUUCGAAUUGGGAUGAGUGUACGGGUGAGAGCAGACAUCAGAAGUCAGACUCUGAGGAGAGCAGCACGAGUUUCAGUGGAGCAGACUCAGAUUCUGGCUCCAGCUCUGGAAAUGAAGCCAGACAUACCACUGCCAAGGUUUGUAAGAAUUACAAUAGUGGCCGCUGCCAUUAUGGAGACAAAUGUUGGGACCAGCACAUUUGCAUACACCACUUGAAAGGCUUUUGUCGCUAUGGUACUGGGUGUCGCCUCAACCAUAAACAGAUUUCAUCUUCAUCACCUAGACAAAGUGAACGUCCAGGGAGGAAAAGUCAUGGAAGACAGCGGAGAAGGAGCCGAAGUCCCUCACCUGUUGAAAGUGAUGGAGACAGUGACAGGCCCUACAGAUGGCAGCUGGACAUGGGAAAAGGCUGGGAGGACAUUGCCAAUAAUUAUGUUAUAGAAGCCCAAUAUUCAUGCCCCAACACCAAAGGAAUCAAAAUCUAUAACACUUGUGCUGGGGCUAUUUCAAUUGAUUUCACUAAGAUGAGAGUUCUAAAGAAAUCUAAUAUCAAAGUCCGCCGUAAAGGUUCACGACAGACAGAGUGGCUCUGGUGGUACCGAGGUGACCAAAGCUGGAGUUGUUAUGGAGAGAAGGGUUCUAAGGGCAAAGCCAGUCCACUUCAGAGCUCAAAACUAGAGCGAGAGUACCAAAACAACCGUAAAGGUUCGGUUCAGUUCAACAUUGACUCCACCACCUAUGAAGUUAACUUCAGAGGAAUGUUUCAGAAAAAUGUAUCAACAGGCCACAUCAGACGGGUUCGACGACGCCCUAAAUAUGAUCCUCAAAGUGGAGUUGGAUUAUCCUCAAAGUUCAAGAACUUGAUGGCUCCUCCAAAUAAAGCUCACAUGUGGCAGUUUGAAGGGAGAAGUGGUGGAAACUGGCACACCUUCAAAAACUCGGGUGGAUGUUCAGUUUCUAGUGCUGACAUUGAGAGGUGCUACCAACGGCAACAAAAAAGCAUGACCUUCACUGUGAAUGGUGACACUUACGUACUGGAUUUUUCAAGGAUGAAUCAAGUCAACCAGAGGACAAAUGCCAAACGCAAGAUCCGACGUGUGUAACGAUCUGCAAGUCUUGCAGGAGAUUUUGGCUGAUGCUCAAGAUCCAAACAGCAAAUACUUGGCCAAUAUGUGGUGGAAGGAAUUAUAUGUUAUUUACUUAGUGAUUUUAAUGUUUCAACUCUGUUUUUAUUUCCAUAACCGUCUUGUUUUGAAAGCUGCCUGUGGAAUCAUUAUUCAAUUAUAUUAAACACUAUCAAAAACAAUAUACUAUAUAUAGGGGAGUCCAGGGCUAGUUGUCAAGGUUUUUACUCCAGUGAAUAUUUCUCAGGGUAGGUUUGUUUUUGAAAGUCAGUUUCUGCAUAGACACAUCUUUUAGUCUUGGUUACAAAAAAAGCUAUUGAACAUUUGACCUCUGUGACAACAUGCCCCAGUAGCAGGGCAUGAUAGUUUGGUUUUAUUAUGUUCACUAGUUACCCAAAAGUUAUAGCAUAUGAUAAUGGAAUUUUAAAUUUAAGAGUGUUUUGAACUGUUUGAAACCAACAUACACACACUGCUAGGGGGGAAAAACACACAUUUGUGUAAUUGUGACACCUUCUUGUGUGUUUUUCUUAAAUUAAAAUGCUGUUUACUACAUCAAAUUGAACAUUAACAUGCAAUGUGCCUGAAGUAAUCUUGCCCUGAUUUUGCUUUCUGUUUAGCUUCUGUGUAAUGAAGGCUAAUAUUCUUUGUGAUCCUGGAGUGUGUGUGUGUGUGUGUGUGUGUGUGGCAGGUUUAAGUGGUUUACGAGGACUUUUUUUAGGUUACAUACUGGUAAUUACAAGGGUAUUAUGCUAUAAAUGUGGGGUAUGAGGACAUUUCUAGUGUCCCCAUAAUCCAAUUUGCUUAAAAAACAUACUAAAUUAUGUUUUAUUUGAAAAUGUAAAAAUGCAGAAAGUUUUUUGUGAGGGAUAGGUUUAGGGGUAGGGUUAGGGUUACGGGAUAGAAUCUAUAGUUUGUAUAGUAUAAAAAUAAUUAUGUCUAUGGAGAGUCCUCAUAAUGAUAGCUGCACCAACAUGUGUGUGUAUGUGUUUACUUAUGAAUCUGCCAAGAUAAUUUUGCAAUGCAGAUUAAACUGCCUGUUGUGUUAAUUUGCAAUCAUAUUAUCUAAAUAUCAUAUGAACCAGUGUUUACACCCUGCUGAUUGUGUAUGAAUGUUUCCAGUUAGUUUUAUUUUCUAUACAUAGUUUUUUAGUUUCAACCUGUUCACAAACUUGCUGUCAGGAUCAAUUAAAACAUCCAAUCAGAGAUAGCCUGCACACCAUGAUACUGUGUGAAUAUUGAGCAAUACAUAAUGUAAUAUAAAAUGCCAUGUGGUAUACUGGACAAUUUGAUUUUACUUUAGACACUUGUGCAAUGAAUUAAUGUUACAUGAAAUGACAGAGUUAUAGUGAGACAAUCGCUUAAAACUGAACUGUUUUAAUGGUAUAAACGCACUAUGCAAGAAUUUUAUGGUUCAUUGGUGCCUUGCUUUAUACAUGUUACUUGAUAUAAAAAUAAAUAAAAUCAUAAAUGAAAGAUAAAUUCUUGUUU